ACCUAACCUAGCUAGGUACCUAGGUUAGGUAUCAUGUUAACUUACCGAGUUGACGCCGUGCCCCUCCAUCCAUCUCUAGUCCUCUAGUCCCCUAGUCACAAGCUUGUGUGUAUAUAACCUCCCCCCCUCCCUCUCCAUACCCUUCCUUCUCUUCUCUCUCUCUCCUGUUGCAACGUAUUCAUUCAUUACACUCUCACAACACCGAAAACCCCUCAACACAACCCCCCCAACGCCACUAAUGGAUUUCCUCAAGAAGGCCGCCACUGAGCUCCAGGGCAACAAAAACGCCGCUGCUGGUGGUUCUGCCCCCGCUGCUGGAGGUGCCGCUGCCGGAGAUGCUGCUAGACAACAACAGGAUUACGGAGACAAGGCUUUCGCUGCCAUCUCCAAGCAGACCGGCCACACCUUCUCCGCUGACCAGAGCGAGAAGAUCACCGAUGGCAUCCGUGGCGCGUACGAGAAGGCGACGGGAAACAAGGUUGAUCCUAAGUACUCCAACUAGAGGACUGAUGGGAGGAGGGAUGUCCUGGUAGGGAUGGAAAUGGAUAUGGAUAUGGAUAUGCGUGUUAUGGGAGGAUGAUCCAUGGGUCUUGGGUUUUGGUUUUGAUGUGAUGUUAGCUAUGACAAUCACUUUUGCAGUUAUAAUAAAUUUUGAGAUGUGCAUGAAGCCAUCGGGGAAGGUUGAUUCUGUAAUGGUAGUCUCCAUUUCGGGAUAAGUUAGUGCAACUCCAGCCAUGUGCACAUCACGCCCGCCCAC
Molecule: messenger RNA, 757 nt
Organism: Pseudogymnoascus destructans
Lineage: Eukaryota; Fungi; Ascomycota; Leotiomycetes; Thelebolales; Thelebolaceae
Exons: 2
Coding region: 239-502 (87 amino acids)
Source: RefSeq, a predicted model, not a curated record